UGGCAAGAAGUUCAAAAUUGCUCACCAAGACUCUAUGUUGAACCCGUCCCUACAUCUCAUCCAUGCAUCAGAUAUGCUAAUAUUAAAAGAUCAUGCAAUGGAACCUAUGCUUUAUGCUAUCAGUUUCUGUGGCACUUAUAUCAUAAUAAACAUAUAUUGGUUUUAAAAGAUGAAAAAGUACCAAUUAUUAAUGGUCAACCUCCACAACAAACCUUCAACAAGCAAACACCUCAACCUAAAAUUUUACCAUUACCUGAAUUUGAAAUAACUUUACCACCAGCUGGUCCUAGUUUUGCUGAAAGAAGUGCUAGAGAAAUAUCCAUAAAAGCCAAAGUUUGUAAAAUAGUAGGAAAUCCUUAUAAAGAAUUAACUAUGGAAAUAGAUACUCAAUCUGAUGUAACAUGGAUUUCUUUAGCACUGUUUAAUUUUUUAAAUCUUGAAAAAAUUGAUCUUGAUGAAGAUGAAUUAAUUAUUGGACAUGGUAAUGCUGUAAUUCCUGUGUAUUGUGCAGCAUUACUAUAUUUAAAAAUUAAUAAAAUUAAAGUAUAUACUAAAGUAUAUGUAGAUAAAAAUAUAGAACAAAUAGGUGGGUUAAUUGGAAAAGAUAUAAUUAAAGCCAUGAAUAUGAAUAUUCUAACUAAAGAAGGAGUAGUUACCAUAACAUAUAAUGAUCAAACUUUUAGUGUACCUAUGUAUAUUGGUAAAAAAACCGAUAAUUUAUAUAUUGAACUCUCUGAUCAUGAAUAA
Molecule: messenger RNA, 747 nt
Organism: Scutellospora calospora
Lineage: Eukaryota; Fungi; Glomeromycota; Glomeromycetes; Diversisporales; Gigasporaceae
Source: the annotation of a GenBank genome assembly